GGAAAACGUUAUGGACAAGAAGUACAUGAACUGCACACGAUGUGAACUUUGUGGAACUGCAGACGUCAUUUAUGGGUCCACAUUUAUGGAGUAUUCGAUUCUUCUCCGGUUACUGACCGCUCCCUUGGCAACAAUGGGAAUGGGCUUGCUAUCAGCGACAAUUGUCAAAACAAAAGGGAUUCAUAUCAAUACGAAAGUGAUUUUAUUGGUUUUGUGUAUUUCUGCAAUUAUUUGUAAUACAGGUAUAACCGUGGAUUGUCUGUAUAAAUUUUUCAUAUCCAAUGUCAUGCCGGAUUAUAUGCAAUGUGAUUUUCAAGUAUUCAGUCCACAAUAUGGAUUAGUGAUCAGACACAUUGAAAUGCUUGGGGCAAUGUGUCUAUCUACAUCCUCCGUAGCACUGGCUGUUGAACGAACAGUGGCUACGAUUUUUUAUCGCAAUUACUCUCCAAAACCUACACUCGGAUCAAUUCUCGUCGUUGUCCAGGUACUGGUCAGCUCCAUCCCAUUCUGGAACAUCAGACUGCCCAAACAAAUGUACCCAUAUUCACCGCCAGAGCUCCAUGACUACCAACUCUACUAUUUCAUAUCAAUGUGGCUCACUCUUCUAAACGUUCUUGCAUUCUUCAUUUUUACAAUUCUAUGGAUUAUCAACUAUUAUCGUCAGAAAAUCAUCGGGAACAGUCAUCUUCAAGUCGCCCUGGACAGAUACAACCUGCAUGAAAACAUGUCAAUGACUCGUCUCAUGGCGCCCGUCAUCAUCGUUAUCUGCCUAAUGGUGUUCUUGGCUGAAUCGAUUCUUUUGCUCGCAACACCGGAGUACAAUGAGGACACUGUAGUGACACAUCAAGUAUUAAACGAAGUUAUAGAGUAUUCCUUCUAUCCAGAGCUACAGCUCACCAUCAUCCCUUUGCUCUUUAUUGCUCUUGUGCUCGUGCUCAUCACCCUCUCAUCAAAACUUCGAGAAAAUUUCCUCUUGGUUUCAAAUCUUUCCAUCUGCUUCCCAGUCAAAAUCCACACCACGGACUCAAGGUCAUCUAGUGAAUCUUCAAGCUCUGAUGGCUCAACAGGCAGAAUUCAUUGGAAUAGUAAAAUUGAUAGUCUUUCAAUAACUCCUCAAGUCUCCAAAUAUUAAAGUAUGCAUGUGUCUUGUCCCCUCGUUAAUUGUGAUCUUUCUGUGGUUGAACAUACAGUACCUCGUAGAAUUUCUUCCGCACAAUCUCUUUUCUUCUCAAACGAAAAAGUCAUUUGAAGUAGCGAAAUUGGAAUUUUUAGGUGAAAUACCCUGAAAGAUUUCUUGUAUGUAUUACUAACUUACCGUACUCUUAUCAUUGUCGGUUUCAUUUUGCAACACACCAUUUUCUGUCGAUCUCAAUGGCCCAAUAAACAGUUUCAUUAAAA
This is a messenger RNA of Caenorhabditis elegans, 1398 nucleotides long. It is a transcript of the gene K08B5.1, whose product is annotated as G-protein coupled receptors family 1 profile domain-containing protein. Gene Ontology annotation, cellular component: membrane. The transcript has 9 exons. The coding region runs from base 11 to 1132 and encodes 373 amino acids. NCBI's taxonomy places the organism in Eukaryota, Metazoa, Nematoda, Chromadorea, Rhabditida, Rhabditidae. The record is from RefSeq and is marked reviewed.